This is a messenger RNA of Closterium sp. Yama58-4, 2556 nucleotides long. The record is from the annotation of a GenBank genome assembly. NCBI's taxonomy places the organism in Eukaryota, Viridiplantae, Streptophyta, Zygnematophyceae, Desmidiales, Closteriaceae.
AUGCACGGGCCAUUCAAGGGGCACCACCCGCGCCUCGGCCACCAUACCGCCUCCGUGGGCCAUCACUGGUUCGACGGCGGCCGCCACUCGGGGGCGGGCGCAGCCAGCGCGGGCAAGCGCGCGCCGUUCGGCGGAGGGCACCAUCCGCGGAAGGCGGACGGGACGUUCAUGUUCGGGCACCACCCGUCCGGCGUGGGACAUCAUCUGAAGCGCGGGCAGAAGUGCUUGGGUAACCAGACCAUUUGUCUCAUCUUCGCUAAGGAAAACCCCGGUUUCGACGUCUGCUGCGGUCGUGCCUGCCGCAAUCUGCGCAGCGACGUGUUUCACUGCGGAAACUGCCUGACAGCGUGUCCGACGGGCCACCAGUGCUGCGACGGCGCGUGCGUCAGCACCAUGGACGAUCCACGUCACUGCGGCGGCUGCUACAACACGUGUCCUGCUGACGCGGCGUGCCAGCUGGGCAUGUGCGGAUACGGCAGCAGCAGCGGCGGUGCGGGUGGGCAACCCGGUAGUUCUGCCACAGAGAGCGGCAAUAGUGCUGGCAAUAGUGGUGGUGCUGGUGGUGGUGCUGGUGGUGGUGAUAGUGGUGGUGCUGGUGGUGGUGAUGGUGGUGGUGCUGGUGGUUUUGCUGAGGGUGCUACCAGCAGUGACAGUAAACGGAGCAGCGCUGAUGCUGAUGAUUCCGUAGGAGCCAGUUUCAAGAGUGGUUACGACAAUGACGGCAGGCUGGGCACUGUUGACGCGCAGAGCAGCACCGGCACCACCAAAUUCAACACCAGCGGCAGCAGCAGGGGAGGAGGAGAGGGGGACGGAGAGGGGGAAGAGGGUGGAGAGGAGGAAACGGGAGGAGCAUCAGGAGAAGCAACAGGAACAGAGGGUUCGGAGGAGAAGUCUACUGGUGAUAAAUCAGGAGAAAAUUCAGGAGAAGACUCAGGAGAAAAGUCAGGAGAGGAGUCAGGGGAGGAUUCAGGUGAUAAAUCCAUGGGGAGUGGUGAUUCCAGCGAGCACACGAGCGUUCUUUGGCCCGAGCUGGGUGAGGCUUCAGGUGGGGCGUCAGGUGAAUUUUCAGCCUCAGGUGAAAAUUCAGGUGACGGUUCAGGUGGAGCGGACGAUUCAGGGAAAAGUUCUGGAGGUGACGGUGCGAAGGAGAAAGCAGGAGCGGAGGAGGGGAAGGAGAGUGCGGAAGAGAAGAGGAAGGAGGAAUGGAAAGACCAUGUGGGAGGGAAGGUGAUUGAUCUAGAUGAGUGGCAGAAAGGGGUGCAGGAGAGCAGCUAUCAUUUGAAGAUGACGAAGGAGGGCCAGGAGGGCAAGGGAAAGGCGAUUGAAGGGCGAGGGCACUCACAUUCAAGCAGCGAGGGUAGCAAGGGAGGCAAAGGCCUGGGGAGCAGCAGCGGCGGCAGCAGCAAGGGAGGGGUGCAGGAGAGCAGCUAUCAUAUGGAGGUGACGCGGGAGGGCAAGGUGACGCAGGAGGGCAAGGUGACGCAGGAGGGCAAGGGGAAGGCGAAUGAGGGAAAAGGGUUCUCACACACGAGCAGCAAGGCCAGCCAAGGCCGCAGCAGCUCCAGUGGUGGUGGCGGUGGCGGCGGCGGCAGCAGUGGGAGCAGCAACAGCAAAGGGGCGAGAAACGAAUUCAAGGUGAAGAGAGAACGCAAGGAGAAGGGAAGUAGUGCUGAGGCAGGGGGGGAGCCGGGGAGGAAUAGCGGUGGGCAUGGUGGGCAUGGUGGUGGCGGAGGGGAGAGGAAGAAACAGUCGAGUAAGAAGCAGCAUGAGACGAAACACGAGCAAGAGGCGCAACAGAGGCUGAAAGAAUCUCCACAGCUGGCAGAGGUGGUACAGAAGGCAAAGGAGGAUAAGCAAAAGGAGGAGGAGCAACGGCAACAGCAAGUGGAAGAGAAGGAGCAGGAGGGACAGCAGAAGCGGCUGGGGCAGGAGAAAGUUCAGGAGGAGGAAGAGGGGAAGCAGAAGCAGCAGCAGCAGCAGCAACAGCAGCAGCAGCAGCAGGGGGAAGGGAUGCGGUUCGAGGAUGAGUGGCAACAGUUGCUGGCAGCGGCGGACAGCAGCAGACUCGCCACGCAGUCUGCUGCAGGCCAAGCCGGUACUGCAGGAAGCAAGAGUGGCAGCAGUGGUGGCGGCAGAACAGGUGGCAGCAGCCAUGGCACCCACGCUGCUGGCCAUGCUCGCACGGGCGAGAGUGGAGGUGGCAGCAGCAGUGGCAACAGCAGUGGCGGCACAAGCCAGAGUCUUGACGGAGCUGCGGAGAGAGGGAAGGGAGUGGGUGGGGAAGGGCGGAGUACGGUGGGGGGAGGUGCAGAGGCUAAGGAGGGGUGGACGCCAGUAUCAGCGUUGAUUGCUAUGCAGAAGCACAUAGAGGCGCGAAUGUCGUGGCAGGGAGCGGAUGGGGACCACCAUGCUGCUAGUGCUGCUGGCAAGGGUGGUGCUGGUGGCACAGCUGAGUGGUUGGGGGUCCACAGCAGCGCAAGGCAGCACACGGGAAGGCAGCAGCAGCAGCAGCAGCAGCAGCAACCGCAGCAGGCGGGGCAUGCGAGGCAUGGCUAA